Messenger RNA from Equus quagga, 1534 nucleotides. RefSeq names its product methenyltetrahydrofolate synthetase domain containing (gene MTHFSD). Bases 49 to 1305 code for a protein of 418 amino acids. Gene Ontology annotation, cellular component: cytoplasm. NCBI's taxonomy places the organism in Eukaryota, Metazoa, Chordata, Mammalia, Perissodactyla, Equidae. The transcript is spliced from 8 exons. The record is from RefSeq and is a predicted model, not a curated record. Gene Ontology annotation, molecular function: RNA binding.
GCGCGCCGGACUCCGCCCCUGGAGGCGUCGCGCACUGGCGGCGUCGUCAUGGAGCCGAGUGCGGGUGUUUCCAAACAGGACAUUCGUGAGCAGAUUUGGGACUACAUGGAAUCACAAAAUCUAGCUGACUUUCCCCGGCCUGUUCAUCACAGGAUUCCCAACUUCAAGGGCUCUUAUCUGGCUUGCCAAAACAUCAAAGACCUAGAAGUUUUUGCCAGAAUGCAGGAAGUUAAAGUGGACCCUGAUAAACCGCUGGAAGGUGUUCGGCUGCUGGCGCUGCAGAGCAGAAAAACAUUGUUGGUUCCAACACCACGACUGAGAACGGGGUUGUUUAAUAAGAUCACACCACCCCCCGGGGCAACUAAAGACAUCUUGAGAAAAUGUGCCACCUCUCAGGGCGUGAGGAGCUUCAGCACUCCCGUGGGCUUGGACGCCAGGGUCCAGGUGGACUUGGUUGUGGUGGGGUCUGUGGCUGUUUCUGAGAAAGGCUGGAGAAUUGGGAAGGGAGAAGGUUAUGCUGAUCUAGAAUAUGCCAUGAUGGUGUCCAUGGGAGCAGUUAGCCCGGAGACGCCAGUGGUCACCAUCGUCCACGACUGUCAGGUCGUUGACAUACCUGAAGCGCUCCUUGAGGAUCACGACCUCACAGUGGACUAUAUUCUCACUCCAACGAGGGUCAUUGCCACGGGGUGUGAGCGCCCGAAGCCAGCGGGAAUCAUCUGGUCAAAGAUCAGCUGUGAGAUGAUGGAGAAAAUCCCAGUACUGAGGAGCCUUCGCAGCCGAGAGAAGCAGGCUGGGAAGGACGUCAGCCUACAGGAUGAGCCGCGGGACCUGGAUGCCAGCCGCCUGCAGACGGCGCCACUGCGUGCACUCAGGGGACCCCAGGCCCUACCCCUAGCCACGCAGCGGGAAGACGUGCCUGCUGACACUGUUUACGUUGGGAACCUCCCCCGGGAUGCCCGAGUGAGCGAGCUGAAGACGGCCCUCAGAGCCCAUGGCGCAGCCCCGCUGCGGCUCAGCUGGCAGGGGCCACAGCGCAGGGCCUUCCUCCACUACCCGGACGCCGCCUCGGCCCAGCAGGCCGUCUCCUGCCUGCAGGAUUUACGCCUGGGUGCCAACACCUUGAGGGUGGCACUGGCCAGGCAGCAGAGGCCCAGUGACUUGGUGGACACCCGCCCUGGAGAACCGCACCCUAACCAUCGCCCGGCCGUCGCUGACCUACGACAAUGCCCUGCUCCAGUCCCCGUGGAGCUUCAGCGGCCCACGGAGCAGGACACGCAGAGCUGUGGCUGCAUGAGCCUUUCCUAGGGAGUCACAGCCUUCGUUACUGCCUGGCAGUCUCCUGAUGGGUAGGGAGUGAGCAGUGACACCCUUCCCACGUGCGGGAGGCUGGGAACCCAGUGUGUGCAGGCUCUAGUUUAUCUCGGUCCUUUGGCCAGCCGGGUGGUAUAGACCUGUGGCUCUCUCUGUAGAGACAGCAGUUCGGAGGGUUCAGGGGGUUGAGUGAGCAAUAAACAAGUGGGAGUAAGUGGUGACA